Pseudonaja textilis is the source of this 1697-nucleotide messenger RNA. It is a transcript of the gene GPRC5B, whose product is annotated as G protein-coupled receptor class C group 5 member B. NCBI's taxonomy places the organism in Eukaryota, Metazoa, Chordata, Lepidosauria, Squamata, Elapidae. Gene Ontology annotation, molecular function: G protein-coupled receptor activity; protein kinase activator activity; protein kinase binding. Gene Ontology annotation, cellular component: extracellular exosome; signaling receptor complex; plasma membrane. Gene Ontology annotation, biological process: G protein-coupled receptor signaling pathway. The record is from RefSeq and is a predicted model, not a curated record.
CCAGCCGGACAGCUGGCGAGGGGCUCGGAGGCUGCAGCAGCGCGGCCCGGGGGGCGGGGGUCGCCGCUGGUUUCCGCUCUAUGAGCCCGGCCGGGCCUGGGGAACCGAGGGGCCGGUUGCCCGUCGCCCAGGGACCGCUGUGACCGCUGCGGGGGCUGCGGCACCGCCAGCCCAGCCCAGCCGGGGCCGAGGAGAGACGGAGGCAGCCCGGAUAGAAAAAUGUCCACUUCCCUUACGGUUGGCCUUCUCCUGCUCUUUGUGGUUGACUAUGGCUCCUCUGAAAACUCCAGUACUCCACGAGGAUGUGGACUGGACCUUCUUCCUCAACAUGUUGCCCUGUGUGAUCUGGAUGCUAUCUGGGGAAUCGUGAUUGAGGCUGUGGCAGGGGCAGGGGUCUUGACCACGCUGCUCCUCAAGUUGAUCUUGCUGGUGAGGCUGCCCUUCAUCAAAGGCAAGGAGAAGAGGAGCCCGCUGGGCCUCCAUUUCCUCUUCUUUUUAGGGACCUUGGCUCUCUUUGGCUUGGCCUUUGCGUACAUCAUCGAAGAGGACGAGACCGUCUGCUGCGUCCGCAGGUUCUCCUGGGGAGUCCUCUUCGCCGUCUGCUUCUCCUGCUUGCUCGCUCAAGCCUGGCGGCUCCGGAGGCUGGUCCGCCAUGGCAAAAGCCCAUCGGGAUGGCAGCUGGCCGGAAUCGCCAUCUGCAUCGCCUUGGUCCAGGUCAUCAUUGCCACAGAGUGGCUGAUACUGACGAUUGUGAGGGAAGGAAAGCUGGCCUGCCACUACGAGCCCACGGAUUUUGCCAUGGCCUCCAUCUACGUGAUGUUCUUGAUGGUGGUCACCCUGUGCUUCUCCUUCUUCACCUUGUGUGGGAAAUUUAAGAAGUGGAAGAAGAACGGGGUGUGCCUCAUCAUCACCAGUUUCUUCUCAAUCCUCAUUUGGGUGGCUUGGCUGACUAUGUACCUGUACGGUAACAAGGAACUGGGGAGGAGAGAUCAGUGGCAGGAUCCCACCCUAGCAGUGGCUCUGGUAGCCAACGGCUGGGUCUUCCUAAUCUUCUAUGCCAUCCCAGAGGUUCACUGUGCCAUCCUUCCAUCUGAGCAAGAGAACACGCCCAACUACUUCGACACCUCGCAACCGCGGAUGCGUGAGACUGCUUUCGAGGAUGAGCUCCAGCUUCCUCGGAGUUACAUGGAGAAUAAAGCUUUUUCAAUGGAUGAACAUAAUGCAGCGUUACGGACGGCAGGAUUUCGCAACGGCAGCUUGGGAAGCCGUGCAAGCGCUCCCUUCCGAAGCAACGUCUACCAACCCACCGAGAUGGCGGUUGUCUUGAACGGUGGGACUAUUCCAACUGCGCCACCAAGUUACACUGGAAGACACCUAUGGUGAAAAGCUUAGAGGUCAUAGAGGAAGAGAGAGAGAGAGAGACAGAAUCCAUUAACAAAAAUUGAUUUCCCCCCCAAUCCCACCCCCCAAAGUGUGUGUUUUUCAGAGGGAGGAAAUCCAUCGGGGGUGUGUGUGUGUGUGUGUGGAAGGUCCUAGAAACCGAUAGCUCUGAGUUCUUUUCUCCCUUUUUUUUUGUAAUAAAAUGAAUAAACGAAACAAAAAAUAAAUAUGAGCACUGUCAAAUCGAUAAGCUAACUAUCAGGGACCUCCGCAAGGCGAUAGAAGCUGACUGAACUUUACAAAGUAGACCUAAGCAA